GGAAUUGUAAAAAACCCUAGCAAACCCUAGCCGCUCUUCAUAUACCUCUCUUCCUCUUUUUCUCGUCUCUCUUCUUCUUUCUCUGGCAGUGGAGAUCAUUCGGUUAGUGAAGCCGUAGCAGAGAAGAGAUCAUGGUGCACGUUUCCUUCUAUAGGAAUUAUGGGAAGACGUUCAAGAAACCCCGACGUCCUUAUGAGAAGGAGCGUCUGGAUGCAGAGUUGAAAUUGGUUGGAGAAUAUGGGCUUCGUUGUAAGAGGGAGUUGUGGAGGGUUCAGUAUGCUUUGAGCCGAAUCCGAAACAAUGCCCGGAUGCUCUUAACACUCGAUGAGAAGAAUCCGCGUAGGAUUUUUGAAGGAGAGGCUCUCCUUAGGAGAAUGAACAGAUAUGGUCUCUUGGAUGAGAGUCAGAACAAGCUCGAUUAUGUCUUGGCUCUUACUGUGGAGAAUUUCCUUGAGCGUCGUCUCCAAACUCUCGUGUUUAAGUCUGGUAUGGCCAAGUCCAUCCACCAUGCUAGAGUGCUCAUCAGGCAGAAGCAUAUCAGGGUUGGAAGGCAGGUGGUGAACAUUCCUUCGUUCAUGGUGAGAGUAGACUCCCAGAAGCACAUUGACUUCUCCCUCACAAGUCCGUUCGGAGGUGGUCGCCCUGGAAGAGUGAAGAGAAAGAAUCAGAAGGCUGCCGCAAAGAAGGCUGCUGGAGGAGAUGGAGAUGAAGAGGAUGAAGAUUGAGUUACUUAAACGUUAUCUAUCUAUCACUAUUUUAUCAGAAAGAAUGUUACAUCCUUAGAAGUUUUGUUGCUUUAAAUAUGUUUGAAUUAGAGAACUUGUUUGCCUUUUUUGUUAUGGGGAUUUUAUUAACAACCUAUUUGGUUUUUAGUUGCCACAGUUUUUCAUGCUUUGAUAUUGGAUUAUUUUGAGGACUCAGUUCUUCUCUAUAUUUCAACGCAUUAUGAAUUAUUUUCACUUCA
Messenger RNA from Cucumis sativus (cucumber), 964 nucleotides. Its product is annotated as 40S ribosomal protein S9-2. Gene Ontology annotation, biological process: positive regulation of translational fidelity; translation. Gene Ontology annotation, cellular component: cytosolic small ribosomal subunit. Bases 132 to 725 code for a protein of 197 amino acids. NCBI's taxonomy places the organism in Eukaryota, Viridiplantae, Streptophyta, Magnoliopsida, Cucurbitales, Cucurbitaceae. Gene Ontology annotation, molecular function: structural constituent of ribosome; rRNA binding. The record is from RefSeq and is a predicted model, not a curated record. The transcript is spliced from 3 exons.